GCGGCGGCGGCGGCGGCGGCUGAACGCUGUGCCCUAAUGCCUCAUGGCAUGGAACCAAUCAUGACUUCUAAACGCCUAUUCCAACAGAGUCCAAAUUCUGGUAAUUACUACCAAACUUUAAAGACUUCAAGUCAAAAUCCAGCAAUAGAUUAUCACCUAACGACCAGUUUCAAGUGCAAAGAAGAGACACAUCAGCAGAAAAUUGGCCACCAAGUAAUGAAUGUUUUCUGGCAACAGUAACUCAUGAAUCUUUCUGCUAAAGUGUGAAGAGGUUGCAAGCCAUAUUAAGUGGAGACAAUAAUCAUGUUGAUAAAAACAGCUUUUGAAAUAUUGAAUCCAUUAUUAUAACAUAUUGGGAUCUCCUGGUGGAAAAGCAUAAACAAGCAAUAUGAUGUUUCAUCAAUUGGUGACUUUUGAGGAUGUGGCUGUGUAUCUCUCAAAGGAAGAAUGGAAGCGGCUAAAUCUUGCUCAAAGGGAGCUCUACAGAGAUGUGAUGCUGGAGAAUUAUGAGAACCUUCUCUCCCUGGGAUUUCCAGUUUCUAAACCUGAUAUUAUCUCUCAACUGGAACAAAGAAAAGAAGCAUGGAUCGUUCAGGGUCCUGAGAAAAGGAAGUUCUCUCAGAAUGCUCAUAGGGAUUAUAAGAAUAGAUCUGAAAAUGAAAAUUUAACUCUAAGGCAAAAUCCUCAAGAAGUUGAAUUACUUGGAAAAGAUUCAGAAAAAUACCAAAAAGAUGUUACUCAGGUCCCAGACUUAAGAAGAACCUGUGACCAGCAAAGUAGCUUAGAAAAGCAAAUAAGAAAUCACAGAGACAAGAAACAGAAUAAACUCAUUUCGCAGGAGAGGUUUUCAAAGCAAGUUUCCCCAAAGAAAACCACAGGAAAAGAGAGAGAUCAUGAAUAUAAUGAUUCUGGUAAAAACCUCAUUUUGAGUUCCAAUGUAGUCACUCAUCAAAGAGUUGAAAGAGAACAUAAAUGUACUGUAUGUGGUCAGAGUUUUUCCCAUCCUUUAACUUUAAUUCAACAUAGGAGAAUUCAUGGUGGAGAGAAGCGUUAUCAGUGUAAUGAUGAUAGGAAGAAUUUCAGUCAAAAGUCACAGUUGACAAGAGAGGAGAUAAUUCACACUGACGAAAAGCCGUAUGAAUGUACAGAAUGUGGGAAGUCCUUCAGUCGCAGUUCACAUCUUACUUUACAUCAGAGAAUUCAUACUGGGGAGAAACCCUUCAAGUGUAACAAGUGUGGGAAAGCUUUUGGCACAAAUUCUGAUCUUAUUCGACAUGAGAGGAUUCAUACCGGAGAAAAACCAUAUAAGUGCAGUGACUGUGGAAAAGCUUUUAGUCAAUCUUCAGUGUUUAUUCGACACCAGAGAAUUCAUACUGGAGUGAGUGCCUAUAAGUGUGAUGACUGUGGGAGAGCCUUAAGUAGUAAAUUAAGCCUUAUUGAACAUUGUAGAAUUCAUACUGGUGAAAAACCUUUUCAGUGUGAUGAAUGUGGAAAAGCCUUCACUCACUUCACAAGUUUAAUUUAUCAUCAGAGAAUUCAUACUGGAGAAAAACCAUAUGAAUGUAAUGAAUGUAGUAAAGCCUUCAGCCGACAUUCAGUUCUAAUUCGACAUCAAAGAGCUCACACUGGGGAGAAACCAUUUAAGUGUAAUGAAUGUGGGAGUGCUUUCAGUAGAAGAUCAGUACUUAAUGAACAUAAGAGAAUUCAUAGUGGGGAAAAGCCAUAUGUAUGUAAUGAAUGUGGAAAAUCUUUCAGUCGGAGCUCCACCCUUAUCCAACAUCAGACAGUUCAUAAUUCAGAAAAACCUUAUAAAUGCAAUGAAUGUGGGAAAGGCUUUGGGUGCCGCUCACAUCUUACUGUGCAUCAGAGAAUUCAUAUUGGGGCUAAGCCUUACCAAUGUAAUGUGUGUGGGAAAGCCUUUAGUCGAAGCUCUAUCCUAAACCAACAUCAGAGAAUUCAUACUGGAGAGAAGUUGUAUAAAUGUAAUGAGUGUGGGAAAGCAUUUAGUCGGAGCUCCAUCCUUAACCAACACCAGAGAAUUCAUACUGGAGAGAAGCGGUACAAAUGUAGUGAAUGUGGAAAAGCCUUCAACCGGAGAUUUAGUCUUAUCCUACAUCAGAGGAUUCAUUCUGGAGAGAAGCAGUGUAAAUGUGAUAAGUGUGGAAAAGCCUUCAGUCGGAGAACCAAUCUUAUACGGCAUCAACAAAUUCAUACAGAAGAUAAGUCUUGUGAAUAAAAUAUUUAAAUUAAAUUCUUUGCUGCCUGAAGAUUCAACAAAAAGAAAUAUCCAUCUCAAUUUGUGAUUGUAAUUAGUAUUGGAGAAAGAUUGUUUCUGGGUCAGAGUCCAUUUUUUAAUGAAGCAGUGUCUUAUAGUAAAUUAUAAGAUCUUUUAAGAGCAUAAGUUUUUCUUCAGUUUACAUAGCAUCUAGGUCUAGGAGACCUGCAAAGUUCUCAUUUUGUUGGAAUGAUGCAAGCAAUGCUUAUAUAGAAACUACCUAUGACAGCUGCUUUCUUUAUCUUCAUGUGAAAAUUCUUGUCUGAAAAUCCUAGGAUAAUAACUUAAGGGAAUGUUUUAUCUCUGCCUGAAAUACUACAACUCAAAUAGAAUAAUCCAACUUCUGUUUCUACAAGUCAUUAUUCUGAAGGAUCUUUUAUCCUCCAUAAAUUGAGAGGAUGGUGCUGCAGUCCUUGUUAAUGAGGAAGGAAUUUGGAAAGAAUAAGAGAGUGACACCUGGAAUUCUUUGUAUUGGUAGAUAAUAUACCUGUACUGCAUUAGGUAAUAAGUAGUUAAAACAAAAUUAGA
Molecule: messenger RNA, 2803 nt
Organism: Sarcophilus harrisii (Tasmanian devil)
Lineage: Eukaryota; Metazoa; Chordata; Mammalia; Dasyuromorphia; Dasyuridae
Product: zinc finger protein 260
Exons: 5
Coding region: 389-2236 (615 amino acids)
Biological process (GO): negative regulation of transcription by RNA polymerase II
Molecular function (GO): DNA-binding transcription repressor activity, RNA polymerase II-specific
Source: RefSeq, a predicted model, not a curated record